Adineta steineri is the source of this 1074-nucleotide messenger RNA. Lineage: Eukaryota; Metazoa; Rotifera; Eurotatoria; Adinetida; Adinetidae. The record is from the annotation of a GenBank genome assembly.
AUGCAACUUCAAAUAAAGACACUUUCAAACGAAAAAUUUACAAUUGAAUGUGAAUUAACUGAUACGGUAAAAACAAUAAAAGAAAAGAUCGCAGCAAAAGAUCUUAAAGAUAAAUAUGAGGCUGAUGCAGUAAAAUUAAUUUUUUCGGGAAAAAUUCUCGAAGAUUCGAAAACACUUGAAUCUUAUUCAAUAAAUCAAGAAAGUUUUCUUGUUGUUGUCAAACAAGCAACACCUAAAGCUACACCAUCAUCUGCAAGUUCCAGUGCACCAAGCAAUCCUACUCCACCUCCAAGUUCACAAACUCGCCCAUCGAAUGUUGCAGCACCAGCUCCAAGUUCAGCUUCACAACCACAACAACAACAACCAACACGGCCAGCUCCACCAACUGGUAAUGCACCAGCUGCUUCACAAGAUUCAUUUUUAUCAGCUGAAGCUCGUGAAAAAGCUUUAAGCGAAUUGACUGAUAUGGGUUUUGAACGCGCACAAGCUGAAUUAGCAUUACGCGCAAGUUUUUAUCAUGUAGAACGUGCUGCUGAAUAUUUAAUAACAGGUCACAUUCCUAAUGUUCAUGAAGGACAAACAUCAAGUCAAGAAGGCGGAUCAGGACAAACACCUAGUGGCUCAGAAAGUUCAGCUGGCGGUCGACGAGCUGGCGGAGUAGAAGACUUAUCUGAAUUGAGUCAAAAUCCACAAUUUCAAGCAUUACGUCAAUUAAUUCAACAAAAUCCUGAACAACUUCAAACACUUAUGCAAACAUUACAAGCAAAUCAACCAGAACUCUAUCAAUUAAUUGAACAACGACCACAAGAAUUUCUUGAAUUAUUAAAUCAAGCUGAGGAAGGUGACGAAGGUGCUGAUGAUGAUGAUCCAUUACAAGGUGGUCUUGGUGCCGGAGGUGCUGGUGGUCAAGGUCCUCCAGGAACAGUUACAAUCACAUUAUCACCACAAGAUCAACAAGCAAUAAAUAGAUUACAAGAUAUGGGCUUCGAACGCAAUCGUGUUAUUGAAGCAUUUCUUGCUUGUGAUCGCAAUGAAGAAUUGGCAGCUAAUUAUCUCUUAAGCAGUUUCGAUUAA